AUGAUCAAAUCUGAAUCUAUUAAAUUGGUGGUACGAGUAGUCAAUAAGGCGGCUUAUGGAAUUACAAAAGAAGUUACACUGGUAAAGAACUAUGGAAUCAUAGAAUAUACCAACGUAAUAACAUCCGAAGAAUAUUUAUUUUCCCACGAUCAUCAUCACCAUCCUCAUCUUAGAAGAAUUGAGAUGUCAAAAUUUUUGAAUCCAGACCUUGGAUCGUUGAGAAAUUUUAAAAAAGAAAUUGGAUCAACCGAUUCUGAGAUCUUAAAUGCCUGCAAUUGGUACAAGAUGAUAUUUUUGAUACCAAAUAAUCAUUUCAAUAAUAAUCUUAUUUGCCAAUUAUUGGCCCAUUCAAAUUGA
This is a messenger RNA of Funneliformis mosseae, 357 nucleotides long. The record is from the annotation of a GenBank genome assembly. Lineage: Eukaryota; Fungi; Glomeromycota; Glomeromycetes; Glomerales; Glomeraceae.